CCCUGGUGGUGGAUGACGUCAAAUUCAAGAUGGAUGGAAUCACGACCAGUACGCAGAAACCGACACAACACUGAAUAAAGUCCAGGUUGUUUCGCUGAAAGAACUUAAUCACGAAGGCCGGAAAUGGAGAGCCUGGUGCACUACAGUUAUCCUACCCAUGCCCUCUCGGUGCUAGGGCUACUCAAUGAACAGCGUCUCCGAGGGCACAUGUGUGAUGUGGUGCUAAUUGUGGCUGAUCAGCGAUACCAAGCCCACAAAAGUGUUCUGGCUGCCAGUAGCGAAUAUUUCCAGUCCCUUUUUACCAGGAUGGAUGACGCCUCACUGAAGGUUGUAAACCUGGACUUCUGUGAACCUGAUGCCUUCGAGAUCGUUCUGAAUUACAUUUACUCUUCUUCGCUCUUUGUGGAAAAAAGCAGUAUUUCAGCGAUCCAAGAGCUGGGCUAUACCUUGGGGAUCCCCUUCCUAACCAACAUAGUGUCCACAAGGCCGCACGCAUCAUAUUGCGUCUCUAGGAAAAGGCUCUCGUAUACAGAAGGGGAUGACAAUGAUGUCCAGACAAGGAGUGUCAUUGUUUGUCGUGUGCGGAAUGACACUCCUGAAUCCGCUUGUGCAAAUUUUCAGGCUAAGACACCAGAAAGCUCGUCAUCUCUUAUCACAACUGAGUUGACUCAGCCACCAUCAGAACUUAACUCCUGUGACUCAGCCAGAAACUCUGAACAACUCUCUAAAAAUUCACCAGAACACAGUGAAUCUUCCACAAAGAGAUCCACCCAUCCAUAUGCAUCCAUUUUAAAAGGGAAUCCCUCAUGCAUCUCUUUUAGGCCCCAGCUGAAAACAUCAGCAUCAUUCAGUGAUGCUGAAGUCCAACAUAUUACACUGCCAUCUUAUUCAGAACAAAACAUGAAACUGGAUUCAGGGGAGCAGGAGCCUCAGUACUGCACAAAAGUCGCUUAUCAGGGUCCGGCAUCUGAGCUGAGCCAGACUAUUGACCGGAGCGGGCCACUCAUAAAAAGCUUACUUAGAAGAUCGUUAUCUAUGGACAGCCCCGUUCCAGUCUUCUCACCCACACUGGAGCUUAAAGAGCUGCAAAAUCACGAACAAUCAGUCGGUAAAAUGGCAUCCAAACUUUCGGAUUCCAAAAUAUCUGCCCGCAAUGGUAACUCGAGACGUUCUCCGAUUAUUCUCAAGUCAAAGUACCACAAUAGAUGUGAUGGACAAACUCAGGUAGAAAGAGAGCAGGUUGUGAAAGUGGAACCCAGCAGUCCACUCGCAGACCCGUUAGAUAUUGUUCGAAUCACAGUUGAAGAAGGUUUGCCGGUUAAUCUUAAGAAUUUGCAAACAAAUUAUGAACCAUGUUCCAAGGUUAGCUUAAUCCCUUUCGGGAAACGGAAGGAAAGGUCAGAUAACAGACGGUACCCCUUCAAAAAGAACAAAAUAAUUAGGGAACAAGCUGUCUCCCCUGAAGAAAACGCAUCUGAAGUAGUCUCUCUCAGCACCAGUGACGAUAAUGAGAACAAUCAGGAGUCGUCACCAAGCAAGAUUUUUACAUGCUGGAACUGUUUCAAGGUUUUCAGAUCCAGCGCUGGACUACAUCGACAUGUAAAUAUGUACCACAACCCAGAAAAGCCGUACGCUUGUGACAUCUGCCACAAGCGCUUCCAUACCAACUUCAAAGUGUGGACACACUGUCAAACUCAGCAUGGUGUCCUUCAGAACCCAGCAUCAUCCUCCAGCUCCCCGGUGAUGGAUGAUCGAUUCCAAAAGAAACUUAUAGACAUCGUGCGAGAGCGGGAAAUAAAGAAAGCUUUGCUCUGGAAGCUGAAAAGGAACAAACAAGCUUUGCAGUCUUCCACCCUCUGCAAAAAACGAUCAAGGUCCAACUUUGUAUGUCCCUAUUGUGGGAAAGCUUUUGUCUUUCAGUCUCAGUACAGACAGCAUUUAAGGACACAUCCUGCAGAAAAAGCUGACAAGGACACUGUAGGGGAGAACAUCCUCUACCAGGAACAGGAUGAGGUGAUUCACCAGAAUAAUUCUGAUGCUGGUGUCUACGCAUGUAGACUCUGCAAUAUGAAGUUGCCUUCACUCAUCGAGCAGUGUGAUCAUGAGAGGGGCUGCCGGAAUUCCACAGUAUGCCCGUACUGCGGCCUUAAAUUCUCAAGUGCAACAGUCAAGAAAGACCACGAGGUGCACUGCAAAUACAAAAAACUGACGUGCCUGGAAUGCAUGAGAACCUUCAAGACCUCCUUCAGCAUCUGGCGCCACCAGGUAGAGGUGCACAACAACAACAUGAUGAAUAUGAAGGAACAGAUGAGUCUGAGGCAGCAAGAGCACAAUGAAGGAAUGUCGGAAAUGUUCAUAGAGGAGCAUUACAACAACGAAACACUUGCGAGUGACAGCAAUAUUUACAAUGACUCUUCAGGCACACAUAUGUAUGAUUCGGAGGACUCUUCGUCGUAUAUGCCCGAGGACCUUAGCAUGGGCCGUCUUGGGAAACUAGUGGUGAAAGAAGAGCCGUUGGAGGAGGCCGUGAGCGAGCGAGAAGAAACUGAGACGAGCCAGAAUCUGGAAGAACCUGGCGUUUGGCCUUGCGAGAAAUGCGGAAGUCUCUUCAGCUCUCGCAAAGAUCUGGAACGACACCAGGAGCUCCUGUGCCACAUCAAACCCUUCAUUUGCCACAUUUGCAACAAAGCCUUCAGGACCAACUUCCGCCUUUGGAGCCACUUUCAGUCGCACAUGUCGAACGCAAGUGAACACUCAGCCAAAGAGAUGGACGGGAACCCCCCGCCUCCGUCACCCUCCCCUCCCACGUCCGCUCAAAACUCUGAACGGCGCUCUCCGCAAGCCUCGUUGCUCACCCAGGCGCAACCAGUCGGGGUGGCAGUGGCUGACGAAUCCAGCAGCCCUGAGCCUUCCAUGUCAGCGAUAAACAAUGCCAAGAUCCACGCUCAGCACGAGCAGCGACCUCGUAGCCGUAGUCCGGCGUCAAGGUCAAAUAGCGCAGAGAAUUCAAGCGGGGCUCAGGAUUCAGAGACCCUCUUUUACCACGCACCUUCUCUCUCUGCCUUGACCUUCAAGAGGCAAUACAUGUGUAAACUCUGUCAUAGGACUUUCAAGACAGCUUUCAGUCUCUGGAGCCAUGAGCAAAGUCACGGCCACGUGUAAGCAUCUGGCAGGUUUUCGCAAUGCAUUUUCUCUUGAGGGUUCACACUCAAUCGCAACAGUUACCAAGCCUGCAAAAUGCAGACUUUGAAUGUAUAGCUAACUCGCAUGCCUCCGGUGUCCUAUUUUGAAGGGAAAGACAAUAGCUAGUAUCUAAUGACCUUCAUGUAUAAGACGGUUAAUGUUUGAACACAAAAAAAUGACUGAAUGAUGUCAGUUAUACCCCACACACACACUGAUAGACAGGUUAUAAAGGGUAUUAAUGAUGUCACGAGAAAGGGCAGGCAGUAUGGGAUAAUCACAUUUGAUUGGCUAAAAUAAACAAGCAUUGAUAAAAUGGAAAUUGGAAAUAUUCGCUUUGAUUAACAUUUUAGCCACGAUUACACAUCAGAAAAAAUAAGUUUUAUUGUUUUUUUGGGGGGGGUGGGAUGCACAUGAUUAAGGUAUUAUCUUUCCCUUCAAGACUGUGAUGUUCAUUCGGGUAUUAACAGACUGAGUAUACGUAUGGGCCACACUAAAAAGCAAAAUAAGAUAAAAGGUGAUAUUUUUUUCUUAAGAACAAGAUUUUUUUCCAUCAUGGAAAAAAAAAUUUAACACGAAUUUCAAAAUUUCCACACACAUUGUGUAAUUUAGAAAGGGAGCUGCCAUAAAUUUGUCAUCGACUUCCACUAGAUGCUAAAAACACUCCUGGUAAAAUGAAUGAUUUUAGAGUUGUGUAUUUAUUGCAUUACUAUUUUAUUCUCCUCGAUUCAUUUUUUCCCCUUUUUAGUGUGACCCUAACACUCGUUGUAUAAACAUGAAUGUGCAAAGGUUGCUAGAUAUUUUUAGGGUUUUGAAAUUGGAUUAGUUCAAUUCAAAAUCAUGUUAAACUUAUCAUAGUUGCCUAUUUGUAUUUACAUACACCUAUAGGUGUUUUAGGAGAACAAGUUAUGGAGUUGUAACCCAUGUUACUUCAAUCAGUAAGGAAAACGGUAUGAUUACAUGAAUUGUUUUCUGCAUAAAUGCUUUGAUAGCUGCUGUUUAUAGGUUAGUGCUUUUGCUGUUGUAUCAGAGUUGUUUUUUGGUGUGAUAACCCUUAAAGAUUCUUCACGCCUCAUGCACUUUUUUUGCCUUCAUAUAAAUAGGAAGAUGUCAAAAUGUUUUAAACUGGUUCAAUUGUACAGUUGUGACUUUUAAGACUGAUGCAUGCAUCUAAUUGCUUUGUUCACAAUGAAUUUGUUGCAUUCACUUUGUUAGUACCUUAAUUUAGCACAUGGCAUAUAAUAUACAGUGGUAUGAAAAAGUAUCUGAACCUUUUGGAAUUUCUAACAUUUCUGCAAAAAAUCACCAUUAAAUGUGAUCUGAUCUUUGUCAAAAUCACACAGAUGAAAAAAUUGAUUAACUAAAACUAGUGAUGCAUAAUACAUUUUUCAACUGAUAUCGAUAACCGAUCAUUUCCUGCCCCUUCCACCCGAUAACCGAUAAUAACACGCCGAUAAUUCUAUUCAAAUAUGUAUGUAAAAUAUUAAGUAUACAAAGAUCAAGGGUUACUGUGCAAAAAUGUAAUUUAGUGCUAUUUUUUUCCACAUCAAAUGCGAACAAGUAGUAAAUUCCAACAUCUAAACAAUGGCAAUGACAUUGUGUAAUGGUAAGCUUUUGGCAACAAUUACUUGGAGACUAAACACCCAAGUUGCACAAAAUGCCUUUAAAAGUAAGCCAUUCCUAGCAUAUAUCACAUUACUACACUGCAAAAACACCUCCUUAAAACUAGCAGAAUUGGACAAAACUGGUGAUUGCGCAUAUUUAUAGGCUAAAUCAAGUAUACAAUUAUCGGAUUGCAUUAUCAGUUGAAUUCAGUUUUAUCUGGAUUAUCUGUGUGACGUCAUAAUUGCCAUUAUCGGCCGAUAAUUAUCGGUGACCGAUAUUAUCGUGCAUCUCUAAAACCACCCAAACAUUUGUAGGUUUUCAUAUUUUAAUGAGGAUAGUAUGCAAACAAUGACAGAACGGGGAAAAAUAGGUUAAGUGAACCAUCACAUUUAAUAUUUUGUGGCCUUCGCUUUGGCAGCAAUAACUUCAACCAGACACUUCCUGUAGCUGCAGAUUAGUCUGGCACAUCGAUCAGGGCUAAUCUUGGCCUAUUCUUCUCGACAAAACUGCUGUAGUUAAGUCAGAUUCCUGGGAUGUCUGGCAUGAAUCGCUGUCUUUAGGCCAUGCCACAGCAUCUCAAUGGGGUUCAAGUCUGAAAUUUGACUUGGCCACUCCAGAACGUGUAUUUUGUUCUUCUGAAACCAUUGUGAAGUUGAUUUACUUCUGUGUUUUGGAUCAUUCUUGUUGCAGCAUCCAUCCUCUUUUUAACUUCAACUGUCAGACAGCCUCAGGUUUUCCUACAAAACAUCCCGAUAAACUUUUGAAUUGAUUCUUCCAUUAAUGAUUGCAAGUUUUUCAGGCUCUGAAGUAGCAAAACAGCCCCAAAUCAUGAUGCUCCCUCCACCAUGCUUCACGGUGGGGAUGAGGUGUUUAUGUCGUUGAGCUAUUCCAUUUUUCCUCCAAACAUGACGUUGUGCGUUACUCCCAAACAAUUCAACUUUGGUUUCAUCAGUCCACAAAAUAUUUUGCCAAAACUUCUGUGGAGUGUCCAAGUGCCUUUUUGCGAACAUUAAACUAGCAACAGUUUUUUUUUUUUUUUUUUUUGGACAGCAGUAGCUUCCUCCGUGGAGUCCUCCCAUGAACACCAUUUUUGGCUAUAGUUUUGCAUAUAGUUGAUGUCUGCACAGAGAUAUUUGACGGUGCCAGUGAGUUCUGUAAGUCUUUAGCAGACAAUCUGGGGUUCCUUUUUACCUCCCUGAGUAUUCUGUGCUGAACUCUUGGCGUCAUCAAUGGUGGACGGCCACUCCUUGGGAAAGAAGCAACAAUGCCAAACUCCAUUUGUAGACAACUUCUCUGACUGUUGAUUGAUGAACGUCCAGACUUUUAGAAAUGUUUUUCUUUAUCCUCUCCCAGCUUUAUACAAAUCAACAAUCCUGGAUCGCAGGUCUUCAGACAGCUCUUUUGACUGAGCCAUAAUGCACAUCAGACAAUGUAUCUAAUCAAGACAAUUCCUACCAGGUGUGUGUUUUAUAGUGUGCAGGGCAGCUUUAAACCACUCAUCAGUGAUUGGGCACACGCCUGACUUAAAUUGUUUGGUAAAAAUUGGUUUCACUUAUUUUCCCCCUUCUGUCAUUGCAUGCUAUCUUCAUAAAAAUAUGAACACCUAUAAAUGUUUGGGUGGUUUUAGUUAACGCAGACACUGUUUUUACAUCUGUGUGAUUUUGACAAAUAUCAAAUCACAUUUAAUAGUGAUUUAAUGCAGAAACCAAAAGGUUCAGGUACUUUUUCAUCCCACUGUACAUACAACAAAAGAUCUCAGGUUGUUCCAGCAUUUCACAAUACUUGUAGAGAGGAUGUAACGGUAGCUCAUUGACUGCCAUUGACAAUGAUAGAUGAAUCAGAUUUUCUUUCAAAAGUAAUGUUUUUACAUUGACCACACCAUCACUUUGAAAUGAUAUUACUUAAAAUACAAUCAACAACCUUUCCACUGUUCGGACGGCUUUCUAACAUAAAAUGCUGUUUUAAACGUAUUCACUGCCAAUUGAUGGCUGUAGUUGGCCCAUCCAUUUGGACCUGGAAGGCUGAUAGCUGUAAAUGGCACUGAGAGAUGUUCAUGUAAUUAUGCCCUCACAGGUCAAAUGAAUUAGACAUCUAUCGUUGUCGAUGGCAGUGAAUGAGUUAAUGGGUGAUUAUUCUGUAUAAUUUGAUUGAAUGCAAUUUUGUAUGUUGUACAAAAAGUAGACUGAAGACGAAGUUGUGAUUACGGCCCUCUGCUUUUGAGAAUAUUUGAAUAUGAAGCUAAUGCAUUCAUAAUGUGUGUUACUAUUAAACACUUGCUCUUGCUUGAUAGGCCUUCAUGAUAAUGAAUUUCAUAAGGCCCUAAAUGGAUAUCUCCAUUCAGCCCGGGUAACCUUGAAUAAUGUAGUGGACCUUCUGAUACUGUCAUCAGUGUGUGGAUAAGCAGUUUUCUCCUCACCUUUAAAAGCGCACACCAUCAUCACUGAAUGAAGUAAAACUGGAAAAUGUGCUUUAACCAGGUGCUAUGUGAACCAAACCCAUUUAGAUUUAAAAUCAUAUGCCACUGAAUACUAAACUAGACAUGAGUACAUGAAUUUAACACAUGGAGGCUUUUUUUUUAAGCAGAGGUGGGUAGUAAUGCGUUAGGUUUAAUCAGUUACAUUUACUUGAGUAACUUAGAAAAAUGUAAGAUUAGUUUUGAGUGAUUUGAUGUUUUUUGCCAGACAGGCCCACAGUCGUUCUACCAGUUUUACUAAUGAGACGUCACAGCAAUCCUGACUCCAUCAUACCAUUCAGACGUAACAAUAGUCACAUGACCACACACAAACAUGCAGUCGAAAGUCCUAUGAUCAUGUCUGUCUGUUCAAUUAUGUGGCGUCUUUAUUAAAGCACCGUAGGGGGG
This is a messenger RNA of Corythoichthys intestinalis (scribbled pipefish), 7645 nucleotides long. RefSeq names its product zinc finger and BTB domain containing 21 (gene zbtb21). Gene Ontology annotation, biological process: regulation of transcription by RNA polymerase II. Gene Ontology annotation, cellular component: nucleus. The transcript is spliced from 2 exons. The coding region runs from base 124 to 3162 and encodes 1012 amino acids. The record is from RefSeq and is a predicted model, not a curated record. NCBI's taxonomy places the organism in Eukaryota, Metazoa, Chordata, Actinopteri, Syngnathiformes, Syngnathidae. Gene Ontology annotation, molecular function: DNA-binding transcription factor activity, RNA polymerase II-specific; protein binding.